Dentiscutata erythropus is the source of this 251-nucleotide messenger RNA. The record is from the annotation of a GenBank genome assembly. NCBI's taxonomy places the organism in Eukaryota, Fungi, Glomeromycota, Glomeromycetes, Diversisporales, Gigasporaceae.
AUGGCAACAGAGUUUUUAAAAGAAUUGUCUCGUGACCUUAUCGAUCUUUUAAAGUGUAGUGAUGAUUAUAAUGUCAUAAUUAAGGUCGGUAAAGCUCCCGAAAAUCAUUCAUUCAAAGCUCAUUCUGCUAUUUUGGGAAAACGCUGUCCUUAUUUUCAUGAAGAAUUGCCCAAAGUAAACUUCGAUCAAAACCAUAUUAAAGAAAUAGAAUUACCUGAUAUUAACAAAGAUAAUUUUGGUUAUAUUAUCGA